Messenger RNA from Macrobrachium nipponense, 5165 nucleotides. It is a transcript of the gene Cdep, whose product is annotated as FERM, ARHGEF and pleckstrin domain-containing protein 1-like. The record is from RefSeq and is a predicted model, not a curated record. Gene Ontology annotation, molecular function: guanyl-nucleotide exchange factor activity. NCBI's taxonomy places the organism in Eukaryota, Metazoa, Arthropoda, Malacostraca, Decapoda, Palaemonidae. Gene Ontology annotation, cellular component: cytoskeleton.
AAACCCUCAGUUUGUCAGAUGUAACACUGGUGUGUAGACGUGUGUAUAGUUGAUGCGAGCAGGAUCAGUGAAAUAACUGUCAUUUUUGAUCAUUUACAUUUUAAGCACCAACGCAUUUCGUCCUUCUCUAGAGGGGCCGUAAGAUGUUGAUGUAACGUCGGGCGUGAAGCCGAGAGAGUGUGGUCACCCUCCUUCCCUCGUGGGCGUGGUUGUGGCGAUGGCUGGAGCUGACAGUGGGGGUGUGGGUGGAGGGGCCGGGUUGGGUGGUGGGGGCCCCGGGGACGGAGGAGGUGGAGGAGGAGGAGGAGGUGGGGGUAUCAGGACACCGCCCACCACGCCCAAAAAAGUGGGCGGCAAAAUGCUUGCUGUCAAGAUUCUCAUGUUGGAUGACACUUACACACUCUUCCAGAUACAGAGCAAAGCUUUGGCUGUCGUGUUACUGGAGCAGGUAUGUCGACAACUCAACCUACUUGAGUCUGAUUACUUUGGCCUGGAAUACACAGAUGGGAAUACGAGAUACUGGCUCGACUUGGAAAAACCUAUGAAUAGACAGGUAUGUUUAAGUCAAGUUGAGCCAGUGCUCCGGUUUUGUGUAAAGUUCUACACACCAGAUCCUGCCCAGUUAGAAGAGGAGUAUACGCGUUACCUCUUUGCUUUGCAAAUCAAGCGUGAUCUAGCUCAUGGUUGGUUACUCUGCAACGAUAACACAGCGGCGCUAAUGGCUUCUUAUAUUGUUCAAGCUGAGUGCGGAGAUUUUGUGGAAGAAGAUUACCCCGACCACCGCUACCUCUCCUUGUAUAAAUUUGUUCCCUCGCAAGAUGCAGAAUUAGAAAGAAAAAUUAUGGAGAAUCACAAGAAACAUGUGGGCAUGACACCAGCCACAGCUGAUCUCAAUUUGUUAGAGACUGCAAGAAGAUGUGAGCUAUAUGGAAUCAAGAUGCACCCUGCUAAGGAUAAUGAAGGCGUCCCUCUCAACUUGGCUGUUGCACACAUGGGUGUGUUGGUCUUUCAGAACCAUACAAAGAUCAACACAUUUUCUUGGGCAAAAAUAAGAAAACUUUCAUUUAAACGGAAACGCUUCCUAACGAAAUUGCAUCCAGAAGGAUAUGGAUAUUAUAAGGAUAUAGUAGAGUUCUUCUUUGAUAGUCGAAAUGAGUGCAAAAAUUUCUGGAAGAAAUGUGUGGAACACCAUGGAUUUUUCCGCUGUUCUCAAGUUAAAAAAGUACCUCGACACAAAACUAGGGUUUUAUCAAGAGGAUCAUCGUUUAGGUACAGUGGGAGAACACAAAAACAAGUUCAGGAGUUUGUGAGAGACAAUUAUGUGAAGAGAGCGCCUUUUCAAAGGUCGCAAUCAUUUCGACACUCUCCAUCUGUACAUACAAGUGUAAGCAAUGUUGGCAUGAGUAUAUCAGCACAGCCUCUUCUGCCUCUUGGAGACAAUCAAUGUGUUGGCACACCUGUGUCCUUAUCCUGUGGAUCCAUGACCUUGGCCUCAACAGGAGACCCACAGUCCCCUGGGUCACCCACUCAGACUGAGACUGCUGACCUGCAUGACUUCGAUACACGUGACCUGGAGACCCCUAGUGUGACUCCUUCAAGGCAAGACACCCUCUCCCCGGAGACAUCAGUUACUUCCAGUCCUCAGCGUGGUCAUGACCCUGAUUACCCUCAUCAUCCAGAAGUAAAGCAAGAUGUCCAAGUUGUGGCUUCAACUGAGACCUCACCAAUUAAGGUUAAUGAUAAGUCAUCAGUGUCCCCUCCACCUUAUACUCCAUCAGCUCCAGUGUCUUAUGGCCAAGACCAAGCCAUUCAUAGCUCAGCAGUACUCAAUGCCUCUCCAGUCUCACCAGCACCACCUAUACAGAAAGAAAAUAUUCCUCUUUCAAAUCAUGUUAAUAAUAGAGUCGACUCCUUGCCAAAUGGUCAUGAUAAGUCAGUAUCUCCUGGUCGAGUUGGUGAAAUGGAAGGUGAAUCUAGAAAACGAAAGUACCCAAGUGAUAAGGCAUAUUUUAUUGCGAAGGAAAUUUUAACAACUGAAAGAACAUACAGAAAGGAUUUAGAAGUUAUACACACGUGGUUGAGAGAAGAAGUCAGUAAAGAGGAAGGAAUGCCAAGUGAGGUCCUGAGUCGACUCUUCACACUGAUAGAACCAAUCUAUGAGUUUCAUUUACAGUUUUUGAAAGAACUUGACAACCGGCUAGCACAGUGGGAUGGCCGUACAAGUGGAUCGAAUAAAUUAGAAUCUCAGAGAGUUGGUGAUAUUAUGCUGAAGAACAUGAGCAUGUUAGAGUUGUAUGAGCAGUACCUUGAAGGUCAUUAUGCCAUACUGGAAGGACUAGAGUCAUCAUUCCGUAAGAAUCGUCGCUUCGAGCAAGUGUAUAGAGAUUUUGAAAUGCAAAAAGUUUGUUACUUGCCAUUAACGUCUUUCAUUCUCAAGCCUUUACAUCGACUUCAACAUUAUCAUCUUCUGUUAGACCGUCUUGUAAAGCACUAUGGUAGUGCAAAUCACCAUGAUUAUCGAGAGUGUAUGACAGCCAAAGCAAAACUUAGUCAAACGGUGAAAAAUAUGGGCCCUGUUUUAGCUGCAUCUGAAAACCUUGUCAAGUUAGUAGAGCUUCAGAGGGAUUUAGUAGGAAUUGACAACCUGGUACAGCCUGGAAGAGAAUUCAUUCGCGAAGGUUGCCUACAAAAAUUGUCUCGCAAAGGUUACCAACAGCGUAUGUUCUUCUUAUUUAAUGAUGUGCUGCUGUACACAAACAGAACUACCACACCUGUAUUACAAUUUAAGGUUCAUGGUCAGCUACCUCUUAGGGGUGUCAUGGUUGAGGAGACAGAAAGUCGUAUGGGUGCAACUAACUGUUUUACUAUAUAUGGUGGUAAUAGAGCCUUAAUGGUUGCUGCAAACAGUGAUGAAGAGAAAACAAAAUGGCUGGAAGAUUUGUCAUCAGCAAUUACCCAAGCUAAAACAAAGCCUGAUGAUGCCUUCCAUUACCUCUCCCUUAAGUCAAUCAGUUCUUCUGAUGAAGUUCUGGAUCGUAGUGAUGGUAGCGCAUUAGACGAUCCCCUGAGCCCCAACAGAAGUCAUGGAGAGAAAGGUGCAUCUGCUCAGCAACGUUCUAAUACAACCGUCCAUGUUUGCUGGCAUCGAGCUACAAGUGUUGCAUCGAGAGAUUAUUCAUUAGCUGUCCAGAAUCAACUAAGUGGAUACCUUCUAAGAAAAUUCAAGAACAGCAUGGGAUGGCAGAAACUGUGGGUUGUAUUUACCAACUUCUGCCUCUUCUUUUAUAAAACUUUCCAGGAUGAUUUUCCUCUGGCUUCUCUCCCACUGUUGGGGUAUACUAUUACUACACCGGGAGAGGAUGACCAGAUACAGAAAGAAUUUGUGUUUAAGCUCCAGUUUAAGAAUCAUGUGUACUUCUUCAGAGCGGAAUCAGAAUUUACUUUUUCACGAUGGAUGGAAGUCAUAUCUACAGCAACUCAGAACUCUGCACGCUCACGUGCAUUUAAUCGUAAGGAAAGUGAAAAUGAGAGCAUACGAUUGUGAAUGAAAAACUUAGGUUGAUGGUCUCAGUAUUAGGUUUACUAACUUCCCAUUGCAAUCAGAAUGACAAUUCAUAUGGUUAAAUUUUAAUAUACUCAAAAGUACAAUUAAAACAAAGCACAAGGAUUUUAGAUUACCAAACAAGGUUUAUUUUGAAACAUGCAUUGUGGAACAAUGGAUAUCAUUCCUGAAGUUUGUAUUGAUUUAGCUUUAUAUUUUAAAGUUAUUAUAAUAUAUAUGAUGUUAUUAGCCAUCCACUAAAUCAGCCAGUACUGUUUUUAAAAUGGGAAUUUUAAUGUUUAUGUACUAUUUUUACAAAGCCUAUUUUAUAUUAAUAGUGUAAAUAUUGUACUUUCAAAAUUGUAAUAUAGGUGAAGGCUUGCUCUGCCAUAAAAAUUACCCUUUUUAUUAUAGUUUAAAUAUAUCAACUAUGACAACCUAUCAACUUUCAAUACAAAUAUAUAACAAGGAUAACAUUCUUUGAAAUCUAAAUUUUGUACAAUUCAUCAUAUCAAAUACUUCUAGUAACUUUAUAGAGUACUGUACUUUUGAAACUAAAUUGAAAAUUUUAAGUUAACUAGUUUUGAUAAAAUUUCACUUUCCAGUUUUAUAUGAAUACAACUCUGUAUGUAGUUUAGCAUAUAGAAAUUUGAUGAUACAAAGGACCAAAGCAAUAUACAGUAAUUUAUUCAUUAUAGAUUAACAGCUAAUGCAUGUAAUUCUUUGUAACAUGCAUUAUUAAGAUGUUAAACGCUGACAACAAAUGUGUGCUAAUGUAGGUUUAUGAAUAAAAGGUGCAAAUAAAAUUAUGCUGCCAUCUAUUCUGAAAUACUAAAGAUUACGGAUUAUAAACUUUAAAAAAGUAGGUUGUGUAAUAUUAAGUUAUUGCUCAUCAGAGGUAAAAGCUUAACAGAUUUAUUCUAAUCCUGAAAUGUUUAUUGUAUUUAGAUUGGAUUAGUUAUGUACUGUAAUUUGUUUACAUAGAUAUAUUGUUAUUAAAGUUGUGAUUGCUAUUUUACGUAGAUUCGUACUAAUGAAUUACCUGUUUGUAGUACCUAACAAAUUCAAGAAAUACACUAUUAGGGCUGCUAGUCUGUAUUAGUCACCUAUUGUGGACAUGUGCUGCAAUUAGGAAACUUCACUUUAAUUACAAAGCAGAGUAAGACUGAUGAAUCUCCUGCUGAGAAAUUUCUUGGCUGUCAUAAUGUACAUAUCAAAUUUGUUUAGACGUGGGCACCAAUAAUUCAGUGUAGGUAUACAGUAUAAAUAUGUGAUAUUAGUGACAAUGAUUGUGUAGGAACACUUGUACAUAGACAAUUCAUUCAACUUCAAUUUAUCUUUGCAAUUGACAUAAGGACAUUUUUAUAGUGUUCUUACAUUGUUUGCUGAAAAUGUUAAUUAAUCCGCAAAAAUAAACAUUUGUAUGGUUUGUAAAUUGGUUUUUAACAGUGUCCUAAAUUAUAGUUUAUACUUCACUUGUCACACUUCCGUUCAUGCAUGUUGUGCUCAAAGUAUCCUAACAAUGUACUGCCCUGUUAUUAGAAUUUCUUUACUAAAUUGCCUUGCCCCUGCCUUACCAUUUAGAUCUGUAUUAUUGCAAUAAUAAAAUGAUUCUUUUAAGAAG